AAGCUAUUCGAAGCUUCUUUCCAGCAGUCCCUAUUUCGACAAUAUAUACCUCGACAAAAGGAUUCGCGAGAAAUUACAACGAGGCUCAUAUCUAACUUUUAUUUAUGUUUCAAUAGACAACUUCUUCGAAAUUUACCUAUCAUGGCCCCGCCGUCCCCGAUCCCGAUACCCCUCUUUGCCCAGACACAGCUCCAGCUCCUACAGCAAGAGCACGAAGCCGAAAUUUCUUCCUCCUCCCUCGCCAGUACAUCUGCCUCCGUAUCUCCUGCUACACGUCGCAUAUUACAAGCAACCGGUUAUGCGUUGACGGGGAUAGUUCUGGCGCAAUGCCGAACUGGUCUUGGUGGGCGUGUCGUGGGCGAGUUCGCUGCCGAUUCAGCUGUUUCUGGAGGAAAAUCGAAGUCUGGAGAGGAUGGUGAUAUAAAGGGAGGCUCAUAUGGGGAACCGCGACUAGGAGGACAUGGAAUUCGAGUUGGGGAUAUUGUCCGUGUCAAUGACAUUGGAGGGUCGAAUAACAAGAAGGUGGGAAAGGACAAGGGCAAAGACGGAGGGAAAGCGGGAUAUAACCCGAAAGGACCGGAGGGUGUUGUUACUCGGGUGGGCGAAAAAGGCAUCUGGAUUGCGUUCGGACAGAGAGGGGGUGGCGGUCGAUCCAAAGAGGAUGAUGAGGAUAUUGAGGAACUGUGGGGGAAGAAGCUGUGGCUCAUCAAACUCGCAAACGAUGUUACGUUCAGACGCAUGAAUCAAACGAUGGAAAAGAUGGCUAAGAUGCCAGAGUCAGAGUACACACAGUUCAUGCGCGUUGCCUUUGGCCAUACGACCCCGUUCCAAGUGGACCAAGAAGCCGCUGGACCAGUUGACUUCGUUGACUCGACUCUGAAUGAUUCACAAAAAGAAGCGAUUCGAUUUGCUUUGGCAUCAAAGGACAUUGUUCUCAUCCACGGACCCCCCGGAACGGGCAAAACCCAUACUUUGAUCGAACUAAUUCUUCAGAUGGUCCAGCGGAAACUUCGCGUGCUGGUCUGUGGACCUUCCAAUAUAUCAGUGGACAAUAUUGUGGAGAGACUGGCACCCAACAACGUCCCGGUUGUGCGCAUAGGCCAUCCUGCCCGUUUGCUGCCGUCGGUUCUCGAACACUCCCUAGAAGUGCUCACCCACACCUCCGAAGCUGCUGGCAUCGUCAAAGAUGUCCGCAAAGAAAUCGACCAGAAGGUAGCCAGCAUCCGCAAAACCAGAACUGGGAGGGAACGACGCGCAAUCUAUGACGAUCUCAAAGGAUUGCGGAGAGAGUUUCGGGAGCGUGAGUCGAAAUGUGUGGACAAUCUGGUCAGAGAGAGCAACGUUGUUCUGGCAACACUUCAUGGAGCCGGAGGCCAUCAGCUGAAGAACCAAAAGUUCGAUGUUGUCAUCAUUGACGAGGCUAGUCAAGCCCUGGAAGCCCAAUGCUGGAUUCCAUUAUUAUCGGCGUCAAAGGUGGUUCUCGCUGGUGAUCAUCUGCAGUUGCCCCCAACAGUUAAGUCUACUGUCCAAAAGUCCAAAGAUGCAGCUACGCGAGGAAAGACAAAGACUGGCACGCCGGAUGUCAAGGACGAGGCAGGAAACCCUGGCGACAAAGAAGUCACCAAAAACAUCUCUCUGGAGAAGACUCUGUUUGAUAGACUACUCUCUCUUCAUGGAACAGGAAUCAAGAGAAUGCUAACUACGCAGUAUCGGAUGCAUGAGAAGAUUAUGAAAUUCCCGUCAAAUGAGCUAUAUGAGUCCAAGCUAAUUGCUGGUGAGGCAGUGAAAGCACGCCUUCUCCAAGCUUUACCGUAUGAGGUGGAGGAAACCGAUGAUACCCGGGAACCCGUCGUAUUCUGGGACACCCAAGGCGGUGAUUUUCCUGAAAGGACUGAAGACGCUGAGAUCGGCAAAAAAGAAGCACUUUUGGGUGAGAGUAAGAGUAACGAGAUGGAAGCCUUGGUCGUUGCAAAGCAUGUGGGAAACCUAGUGGAAUCGGGCGUGAAACCUGAAGACAUUGCUGUCAUCACUCCAUACAAUGGGCAGCUUGCCGUCUUGUCUCAGAUGCUUCGGGAGAAAUACCCAGGACUUGAGUUGGGGAGUGUCGAUGGAUUUCAGGGCCGGGAGAAGGAAGCUGUUGUCGUCAGUUUGGUGCGCAGUAACUCCGAGCAUGAAGUGGGAUUCUUGGGUGAAAAGCGACGAUUGAACGGUAUGUUCCCGAUCUUCAUUUUUUGCCUUCUAGCUUUCUUCCCGCCUUCAUACUCUGAAACCGACGAAGCGCUGCAUAUGCAUAUCGAUGCAGAAGAGGGUUAAGAAAUAGACUAACGAUAACCUUCUAGUGGCCAUGACCCGACCCAAGCGGCACCUGUGUAUCUGUGGCGACUCGGAGACCAUCAGCAAGUAAGUUUCAGAUUUCAGAUUCUAUUCCGUUGUGCAACCCAUUAAAACCUUUCUUCUGGAAACCUACCCCUUGAUCUGCGAUCAGGAUGCUAAUAUCUUACCAUAGGGGCAGUGGUUUUCUCAAGCGAUGGAUGGAAUUCCUAGAAGAACAUGCCGACCUACGGUAUCCU
Aspergillus wentii DTO 134E9 is the source of this 2570-nucleotide messenger RNA. Its product is annotated as putative DNA helicase. The record is from RefSeq and is a predicted model, not a curated record. The transcript is spliced from 3 exons. The coding region runs from base 142 to 2313 and encodes 723 amino acids. NCBI's taxonomy places the organism in Eukaryota, Fungi, Ascomycota, Eurotiomycetes, Eurotiales, Aspergillaceae. Gene Ontology annotation, molecular function: ATP hydrolysis activity; 5'-3' DNA helicase activity.